This is a messenger RNA of Acanthosepion pharaonis, 903 nucleotides long. The record is from the annotation of a GenBank genome assembly. Lineage: Eukaryota; Metazoa; Mollusca; Cephalopoda; Sepiida; Sepiidae.
AUGACCAACUUAGCUUCAGAAAACAUUGGUUCUCCUCUGAGAUAUGGCUAUGCAACUGUUGUACCUGUUAUUUGUGCAAGUAUUGGUUAUUACAAGAAGUCCUUGGAUUUUUCUGGCUAUUUAGCAGCACUUGUUAUUGGCUUUCUGCUAGCAAUUAGCAAUUACUGCUUUUCAACAUCUCUGAUAGUUUUCUUCUUCACGGCAUCUUCUGUGACAAAGUUCCGCAGUCACAAGAAACGGCAAUUGGAAGAAAAUUUUAAAGAAGGUGGACAGAGAAAUUGGGUUCAGGUGUUAUGCAACGGUGUUGUUGCAGCUGCAAUAGCCUUGAUCUAUAUAAUUGAUAUUGGAUUAAAAGAAACCCCUGUGAAUUUUAUCUCCUCCUACAAUGCUUCUUGGCUCUCAAUGUCUGUCCUAGGGGCUCUGGCUUGCUCAUGUGGUGACACAUUUGCCUCAGAGCUGGGACCAGUCUUGUGCUGUGGGGAGCCAAGACUUAUAACCAACUUUAGAAAAGUCAUAAAAGGUACAAAUGGUGGUGUUUCUUUAGCAGGCCUGCUUGCCAGUGUUCUUGGUGGCCUUAUUGUGGGUGUCACUUAUUACCUGACAUUAUUAUUUUCAUUAAACCAAAGACUCUUAUAUAAAAGUCCUCCACAGUGGCCAAUCGUUUUACAAGGAAUUUGGGGCGGAUUGGUUGGUUCUUUAAUCGACUCUUUCCUUGGUGCUACUGUACAAUUUUCAGGUUAUGACACUGAACGACGUGUGAUUGUUGAACAGCCUGGUCCCUUCGUGAAACACAUUAGUGGACGGCCUUGGCUCAGUAAUCAUUCUGUCAACUUAGUUUCAGGAUUCGUUACUGCCAUGUUGUCACCUUCUGUUGCUUAUUACAUAUGGCCGUUUUUCAGUUAG